UCUUGAAAUGAACCACCCAUCACUGCUGCUUUACUGGUUUUCAUUAACGCCCAAAAAGGCCAACACUGAGACAUACUGAGACUUUUUCAACACAACACUACAUGACAAGAAAACAACAAAAGCAGAGUUGCAUUAUGGGAGUCGUAGUCUACAACAUCUCAUCCACCUCUGCGAGAGUGAGCUGGCCCAGGUCCCCCAACUGCCUGGACACCUUCUACAGUGUGAUGUACGACCCCAACUGGAACAGCCUCCUGAUGGGCUACAAGCGAAAAAGCUUCAUGCACGAGGAACGCAUCCCUGUGAGUCAGACCACCACACAUCUCGCCAACCUGCACCCCCAGACCGCCUACUUCCUGUGUGUGACAUGUCAGGCAGCCAAUCCAGUCCGAGAACAGUGUCAGGUUUUCAACACUUUGGGAGAGAGCGGUGACCCCAGUGAUCGGACAGGAUGGGAGCUGGCGAUGGGCGUGUGGCUGACCUGCUGCAUCCUCCUCCUGAUCAUCGCUGGAGUACUCUUAUGGGGCUGCCUCCACACACUCUGUUCCUUAUCCAAUCAAACCACCACUGAUGGGAGAGUUGUGGACCAAAAUCACCAGGAUAACGCCGCAUCAGGACGCCUGUACACCCCCAGCAGCAGCGAGGACAGCACCAACAACAAUCAUGGAACGAUCAUCCAAACUCCUCUGAUACCUCCCCAAACCAAUAAUAGUAGUGUCCUCAUGCUAAACCAGGACCACGAGUUGAGGAGCCUUUCUAAGCUGUCUGGGAGUGAGCCAGCAUGAGCAGACUGGAUUGAGGUCAUUACGGCAUUGUUUUCUGCCCGGUCACAAUUGACAGCAUUUUUU
Messenger RNA from Periophthalmus magnuspinnatus, 845 nucleotides. RefSeq names its product fibronectin type III domain-containing protein 9. Bases 102 to 782 code for a protein of 226 amino acids. Gene Ontology annotation, molecular function: protein binding. Lineage: Eukaryota; Metazoa; Chordata; Actinopteri; Gobiiformes; Gobiidae. The record is from RefSeq and is a predicted model, not a curated record. The transcript is spliced from 3 exons.